UAUAUUAUACGGGUGUCAUACGAGAGCACUUUCGAACCCGAUCGAGCCCGAUCGGGAUUUGUGUUCACAAUUGCCUGUACCGCGCAAUAAGCGUAGAGCCGAUGGCGAUCCAGAAAUUUGAUAUCGCUCGAUCGCCAUCGAAAGCCUGUGUGGAACCGGUAUAAGCUGCCUCUUAUCAGCCAACUCUCCGAUGUUUAAAACGCGUUUUAUCUGUGCAGAUGACGUUAUCACAGCGCUACAGAAGUGCUGGAAAUCCCUGAGGGAUAAAUUUCGCCGCCUUCUGAAGGGACUGCAGGAAGAAAAAAAGCGCGGCGCCGGUGCAGACGACGUGCAGGACGACGUCGUCUGGCCGUUUUUCGAGCAAAUGAUGUUCCUGCGCGACACAAUGGAAUAUAGACCGACAUCCGGCAACCUUCCAUCUGUGCCCCCAUCGAGUGAGGAGGAAAGCGCUGCGGACAUUUUAACAAAGAUGGGCCAGUUUUCUGAUCUGGCAUCGCUUGAGGUGCCGUCACCAUCCGGUGAAGCGUCGCAAGCGACACUGUCUACGGUGUCACAUGAGUCACUGGAAUCCCAGGACAUUUUGGAAUCUCUGGAAUCACCGGUGCUUCAAGAUGUGCUGGUUCCGGAGACUUCCGAGGCACACCACAGCAGGCCGCAGUCACAAACAUCGCUGCCCUCAGCAGGCAGUCACAAGCAAGGGACGCUGGGCAGUGUUCCUUCUGAAGCAACAUCAUCAAGAGGGGGGAAAAGGAAAAAGAAAGAUGACGGUCAAUUAAUAUUAGAGUUGGUUCCACUGCCAGGGGACUUCACCAGCACUGCUGCAGAAGUAGGCCAUCAGAAGAUUUCUGGCAUCCGCAGCUCUAGCUUCAAAGUUUCUGGCACGUGUGGUGCGAAGUGGAAAGUAGCCCUGCUCCGAGCCAUCCCUUGGCAUGCCUUGCCGCCAGUGCCCCGGCACAACAUUCCCAAAACUGUCCUCCCUGUCUGUGAAAUGAUGCACGUCUCGAUUAAGGAUGGACAGGAAGUUGUGCAAGAUUCAAGCUGCUUUGAUGACAAAGUCAACAUUCUCAGGCUGCAAAGGGAUGGUUCGGAGGAGUAUGCGCCACCGGGCUACCGUGAUGCCAAAGGCAUUUUCCACGCACCUCCUGGAAAAAAGGAAAAUCAUUGA
Dermacentor silvarum is the source of this 1165-nucleotide messenger RNA. RefSeq lists its product as uncharacterized. The transcript has 3 exons. Gene Ontology annotation, cellular component: transcription regulator complex; nucleus. NCBI's taxonomy places the organism in Eukaryota, Metazoa, Arthropoda, Arachnida, Ixodida, Ixodidae. The coding region runs from base 191 to 1165 and encodes 324 amino acids. The record is from RefSeq and is a predicted model, not a curated record. Gene Ontology annotation, biological process: regulation of transcription by RNA polymerase II.